Messenger RNA from Meloidogyne enterolobii, 1294 nucleotides. Lineage: Eukaryota; Metazoa; Nematoda; Chromadorea; Rhabditida; Meloidogynidae. The record is from the annotation of a GenBank genome assembly.
UAUAGUAAACAUUUUUGAGAAUUUUUUUUUGUUUUAUUUUUGUUUAAUUUCAUUUAUUAUUUUUAAUUUUGUUGAUUUUUUUAAUAUUUUUUUGUUAAUUUCCAAUUUUUUUGAUGGUUACCCUUCCUUUGCUGUUCAAGCGUUCUUUGCAUACGACUGUGGUUAGAGGUCGUGGUGCUAUAGCUCAUCCAGGAUGGUAUCCUAGAUCACAUGCCUGGUAAUUAUCCAAAAACAGACGAAGAACGUCGUGCUGCUGCUAUUAGAUAUGGACUUAGACCUGAAGAUUACACUCCCUAUCCUCCUGACGAUGUAAAAAAUCAUGUUGGAGAUUAUCCAAAUCCUGGAAUUGUUACUGCUGAACAUAGAGAUCCAUACGACUAUUAUAGCGAUUUUCAUCAACGUCGUAAUUGGAAUGAACCUGUAAUGAGACAAGCAAUGCGUUUUCGUGUUGAACGGUGUACUUUUACUGGCUUGAAGGACGACGAUUAUUUACUUAUGCGUACAAUUUCUCUUUUGGCACAGCUUCUAGUGCCUAUCUUUGUUUUUUAUAUAGUAGUGCUUUAUAAUGGUGAAACUUUGCGUAAAGUGCGGGAUUUUUGUGUUGUCCGUUGGUAUAAUGCGAAGUUUCCAAAGCAAUAUCCCUACGACUUUUUACGUGCAUUUCCUCACCAAGAUCCUCGAGAUUAUCCAAUUUUGAAUUAUUCUUUUGAACCUGCUGAAGAAGGUAAAAAUAAUGCUGAGGAAGAUAAUGCUCGCCAUCCUUUUAAUGAAAGUAGCCGUUGAAAAAAGGAGAGAGGGUUGUUGAAUAGAAAUUAGAAAGUUGAUUUAAAAAAAAUAUUUUUUUGUGGAUUAAAUAGGGCAGGGAUGGGUCGGGCUGACUGAGAAAAAUGCCGGGUAUCGGAUCGGUCUGAUGUGAGAAAAUUUUCUUUGGAUCGGGUUUCGGGUUGGCAUUUGCAGAAUCCUAUCAGGAUUGGGUUUUAAAAUUUCGAACAGGACAGGAUCCUGCAGGAUUAAUCCUGAAAUCCUGCAAGAUUAAUUCUGAAAAUCCUGAAAACUUAAAAAAGGCAGGAUUUCGGACAGGAUCCUGUAAAAUCCUGUGCGGGGUCCUGUGCCGAUCAUGGACGGGGAGGGGUUGGUGCCGAUCUCUAUUGUUAACAAUUUUCUUUGGACCGGGUUUUCGUUCGGGAAAAAAGGCCGGGUUUCGGAUGACUCCGACCCAUCCUUGUUAUAGGGAAAAUUUAUUGAGGUGUGUUGUUUAGUAUUUUUGUAUGUAAAAAAUAAAAAAUAAAUUUUU